UAGUCUAUUAUCUAUGAUGAUAGUGCUUAUAACCUCGAAAUUGGCGAGUACUUUUCUACAUUUUAUCGUUAAUUUUUUUCACAUUUUUUCAUUACAAUGACUCUAAUAAUGAGUAAAGUAGUAAGGAACACAUAUAAAAACUUGAUUUACGGUCCAAUCAACUCUCAACAUUCGAAACGAAUUCAAAUUAGGAAAGCUUCCACAAUGAUAAAGACAAAAUUUGAAGGAAAAAUAAAACAAAUAACUAUGUGUGAUUUAAAAACAAGAAAUGCGUUAUCUAUCAACAUGAUGGAAACACUUAUUAAGGAAAUUACUGCUGACCAAGACUUCUCAAACUUACGGGCAAUUGUGAUAUCUGCAGAAGGCCCUGUCUUUUCGGCUGGUCAUAAUUUGAAAGAAUUGAAAUCAGAACUUGGGAAAGCACAAUAUGAAAAGGUAUUUUCACUUGCAACUAAACUAAUGCUAUCAAUUAUAAACAGUCCCGUCCCUAUUAUAGCUAAAGUGGAUGGAUUAGCUGCAGCUGCAGGUUGUCAACUAAUUGCUCAAUGUGAUAUUACAAUUUGUUCUGAAGAAAGUCAGUUCUCGACUCCUGGUGCAAAUUUUGGAAUUUUUUGCUCAACCCCUGGUAUUGCCUUAGCUCGCUGUGUUCCUAAGAUGGUAGCACUUCAUAUGCUAUUAACUGGAAAUCCUAUAAGCAGUAAAGAAGCUAAAGAAAGUGGUUUAGUGAGCAAAGUUGUUUCUAAAGAUAAGUUAGAUGAAGAAGUAGAUAAAAUAUGCAAUGCAAUCCUACUAAAAAGCAGAUCUGUUAUUGAACUUGGAAAGAAAUUCUACUAUAAACAAGUUCAAACUGAUAUAAAAAAUGCUUAUGCAAUGGGAGAAAGGCAAAUGGUUGAUAAUGUUGGCAUGAAAGAUGGACAAGAAGGCAUCCUAAGUUUUGCAGAGAAACGGAAACCUGUAUGGUCUUCAUGAUUAAAAGUUAUAUCACAAUGAAAUUCUCCAUAUCCUAUCAGUGGAAGGACGCUUACAAUAAAAGAAAACAACCAACAAAUUGUAACUAACGCCACAUAAAAUAUAAAAGGGAGUUCUUUCUCUGAAAGUAAAAAUACAUCUGGAGUCAUAAAUUUUGGAUUUUUUUUACUUCAAAGUUAGAUUUAGUAGGUUUACAAUUUCAAUUUAUUUCCCAAUCAAUUACUUCCAUGACCAUAAAUAAUUUUAUAUAAAUUCUACUGCAUAACAUAAAAUGUUUACUGUUUGGAUAUGAUUAAUAUUUACUGAAGAUAAAAUACAGUAGAUGCUCAAUGGUGUGGACCAAAAAACAACAUCUUUUCACAUCAUUGUUUGUUUCACGAUAGUGUAUAUUAUCUUAUUAUAUUAUCGUCAGUCUGAUUGAGAAAAUAACUUUUACCUAGAUAUUUUUAAAAUUACAAAUUGGAAAUUAUUCCACCCCAACAACCAUGUAGUAUGUAUACUUGUCUAAAGUGAAUAUCAAAUAUAUGGGGGAUUUACCGGAAUGACGCAACGUCAAAUAUACGUUUGUUUCUAUAACCGAAGGUUUAGUUUGUUAACGAGUUGCGGCAAUCUAGCAUAAUUCGUUCCCUUUCUGUUAUGCAGUGUUUAUACUGAGUGACUAUACUCUGUUUUUUUUUUAACUUCAAUAAUGUAUACGAUCCAAAUACGCGUAUAUUUACACAAAAGAAAUAAAAAUUAUUCAAGAUAUUAUUAUUUAUUUGUACAAAUCCUUAUUUUGUGAUUUAAACUUCAUUAAACUGAUUACAAACAUGGUCUUGAAAACACACAAGAAAAAUUACCACUUAUUUAUUAACCAAAAAAUAUUAAAAC
Molecule: messenger RNA, 1839 nt
Organism: Agrilus planipennis (emerald ash borer)
Lineage: Eukaryota; Metazoa; Arthropoda; Insecta; Coleoptera; Buprestidae
Product: enoyl-CoA hydratase domain-containing protein 3, mitochondrial
Exons: 5
Coding region: 97-969 (290 amino acids)
Cellular component (GO): mitochondrion
Molecular function (GO): hydro-lyase activity
Source: RefSeq, a predicted model, not a curated record